Polypterus senegalus (gray bichir) is the source of this 2699-nucleotide messenger RNA. RefSeq names its product ras-associated and pleckstrin homology domains-containing protein 1-like. The transcript has 17 exons. NCBI's taxonomy places the organism in Eukaryota, Metazoa, Chordata, Cladistia, Polypteriformes, Polypteridae. Bases 212 to 2659 code for a protein of 815 amino acids. Gene Ontology annotation, cellular component: plasma membrane; cytosol. Gene Ontology annotation, biological process: signal transduction. The record is from RefSeq and is a predicted model, not a curated record.
GCUGCUGCGGCUCCUGUCGACUUGAUUAGUCGUGGCUGCUACGGGGCUGGACAGGAAAUGAGGAGCUGCGCCAGCCCAGCGCCAGGCGGUGUGUGUGCUGCGUGCGGACCGGCGGAGUGAGCGGCACCGGACGCGACCCUCGAGGCCAAGCCUCCGCAGCAGUGACUCUCGUCUAUAAACCCAGUGACCCGUGACCUCGCCCGUAGUCCAGAUGGAGCAGCUGUCCGAUGAAGAGCUUGACCAUGGCGCUGAGGAGGACAGCGACAAGGAGGACCAGGAUCUGGACAAGAUGUUUGGGGCCUGGUUGGGGGAGCUGGACAAGCUGACACAGAGCCUUGAUGAUGGCAAGCCCGACCAGCUGAGGAAGUCCCCGCUCCGCCAUGAGACGAACCUGGCAAACUUCUCUUACCGCUUCUCAGUCUACAAUCUCAAUGAGGCUCUUAGCCAGGGGGACGCGGUGGACCUGGAUGCUCUCAUGGCGGACCUUUGCUCUAUCGAGCAGGAGCUCAGCAGCAUGGGCUCCAAGUCCAACAGCAUGUCUAAACAGGAGCAGAAAACGCACCACAAGCCAGCAGCCGGGCGUCGGGGUGCUGCCAACAGCAGUAGCAGUGCCCGGGGGUCACCUUCCUCUUCGCUUCGCGGGCACCGGCCCAUGCAGUCCAACUUCUCCCUGGAUGACAUCACAGCCCAGCUGGAGCAGGCUUCCCUGAGCAUGGAUGAGGCGGCACGCCAGACUGGUUCGUCCCUGCCAUUGCCCACAAUGCAUCACCGGCGAACAGGGUCAGCUGGCACCGUGAGUGACGCGGAGGUGCGGUCCAUCAGCAAUUCUUCACGCUCGAGCAUCAACUCGGCUGCCUCAAGCAUGGACUCGCUGGACAUCGACAAGGUGCUUCGGCCGCAGGAGGUGGACAUUCAGCCUCAGCCCUCCACAGAGCAUGUUCCUCUGCGACGACCCAGGUGCCGUCUCGACUUCUCGGAAGACGAUGUGGAUCUGCACACACACUCCUAUCUGGACAGGGAAACGUCCCUGAUUCUGAAAAACAUUGCAGGGAAGCCUUCUCACUUGCUGACCAAGGAGGAGCAGGCGGCCAAGCAGAAGGCAGAGAAGAUCCGUGUGGCCUUAGAGAAAAUCAAAGAAGCUCAAGUCAAAAAGCUGGUGAUUCGGGUGCACAUGUCUGAUGACAGCUCCAAAACCAUGAUGGUCGACGAGAGACAAACGGUCAGGCAGGUGCUGGACAGCCUCUUGGACAAGUCUCACUGCGGGUACAGCCCUGAUUGGUCGCUGGUGGAGACCAUUUCGGAGCUUCAAAUGGAGAGGAUCUUUGAAGACCACGAAAACCUCGUCGAGAACCUCGUCAACUGGACCAGGGACAGCCAGAACAAGCUGAUGUUCAUUGAGCGAAUUGAGAAAUACGCGCUGUUCAAGAACCCUCAGAACUACUUGCUGGGCAAGAAAGAAACUUCAGAAAUGGCCGACCGGAACAAGGAAGCCUUGCUGGAGGAGUGCUUUUGUGGCAGCUCUGUCACCGUCCCAGAGAUCGAGGGGGUGCUGUGGCUGAAGGAUGACGGCAAGAAGUCGUGGAAGAAGCGCUACUUCCUGCUGCGCGCGUCGGGCAUUUAUUUUGUCCCUAAAGGCAAGGCGAAGGUCUCGCGUGACCUCGUCUGCUUUCUCCAACUGGACCACGUCAACGUUUACUACGGGCAGGACUUCCGGAACAAGUACAAGGCCCCCACCGACUACUGUCUGGCGCUCAAGCACCCUCAGAUUCAGAAGAAGUCGCAGUACAUCAAGUACCUCUGCUGUGACGACGUCCGCACUCUGCACCAAUGGGUGAACGGCAUCCGCAUCGCCAAGUACGGCAGGCAGCUCUAUGCCAACUACCAGGAUGCCAUGAAGAAGACGGAGGCGGCCUACGAGUGGUCAUCGCUGUCCAGCUCCAGCAUGAAGUCCGGCCUGAGCUCAUCCAGUCUGCCCGAGUCGGAUGGCAGCCUGCCCGAUUGCCUGCCCGCCAGCCACGUGCGCUCCCAGAGCAUCGUCAGCUCCAUCUUCUCGGAGGCCUGGAAGCGGGGGACUCAGAUGGAGGAGAUCAGCAAGGUUCGCUUGGACUCCAUCAGCAGACCCCACUCCUCUCAGCUGCCACUGCCGGCCCCCCAGUCCCGGGUCAACAUCUCCCAUCUUCCACCUCAACCUUCCCCUCCUCCGCCCCCACCCCUCCUCCACCCCGCCCCUCCCCCAGUGCCCCCAUCAGAUCUCCCCAACAUGUUUGUCAAGUACAGCACCAUCACCCGCCUGCAGAACGCCUCCCAGUCACGAGCCGCCACGCGCCCCAGAAGCCCCUCUGUCCGUCCCCACCGGGCUGGCGUGCCACCUCCCCACCCCGCCUCCCCACCACCUCCCGUGCCAGGCUCGGCCAUGGCGGUCCUCAAGCCGGGACCCCCAAGCCCCGCCCCACCCCAGUUCACCCCCCCUCCGCCUCCCCAGAAGUUUCAGAGUAACGGGAUUCAAAUGGCUCCGCCUACCAAGUUCAGCAGUCUGACCUCUUUGGGGGUGGAGCCGCCCUGCCCCGCCCCUUCCGGCCCCUCUCCCUCCUCCUCCUCCACCUGCUCCCCGCCCCUGCCAAACCUUUUCACGGAGGCCCUCCCCGCAGACGGCCCCUAAGCCCCCACACCCAGCUUUAUUUCGACCUUGGCACCAGCAC